Molecule: messenger RNA, 2283 nt
Organism: Candidozyma auris
Lineage: Eukaryota; Fungi; Ascomycota; Pichiomycetes; Serinales; Metschnikowiaceae
Product: putative tRNA 4-demethylwyosine synthase
Exons: 1
Coding region: 1-2283 (760 amino acids)
Biological process (GO): wybutosine biosynthetic process
Molecular function (GO): catalytic activity; FMN binding; 4 iron, 4 sulfur cluster binding
Source: RefSeq, a predicted model, not a curated record
AUGACUUCCGGGACCCCAAUUCUAGCGAUCUGCUCGUUGAUCUACUGGCUCACGGGAGGCAGAAUCACUUUUGUGGCCGCUGCCUGGUGUGCUUUGUGGUUUCACAAGGGAAAGUUGCAACCCUUCAGUGCCGCUUCUAGUGCUCCUCCAAUCACCAAACCAGUUAAGUCAUCUCGCAUCAUGGAGGUAGAUUUCACCAACAGUUUCACGCCGGACUCCAAAACGGAGUUUACCAAGGCUGUGCCGUUGAAAAAGAAAACAAGAAGAACCAGAGAAGCCAAAAUUUUCAAGGCUGCGGCUAAACUGGGGAAACCUUCCAAAGGUGUUUCGCACCUUACUACCAACCUGGUGCAGUUGAAGAAAUGCCCGAUAUACAUUUUCUACACAACACUAACGGGCCUGUCGCUUCGAGUGGCUAAAGCACUUCAUCAGAAGAUGGCGAACAUUGACGGGAUCGAGGUUCCUCCAAGGUUGCUUUCUUUGGAUGACGAUGUAGACGACUUGGAGGAGUACUUCCUCAGAACCCCAAAGUCUGAGAACCCUCCAGUGUACCUUUUGGUUCUUCCGUCAUAUGAAACAGACUCUCCCAUAGACUAUUUCCUCGAACACCUCACAGACACCUACCAGGACUUUAGGGUCGACAAAUACCCAUUACGCACGUUAGCUGGUUUUGCGGUUCUUGGCCUCGGUGACUCCGAAUCGUGGCCAGGAUCCCAGUUUUGCUACCAGGCCAAAUCUGCCGACAAGUGGCUUGGAAAGCUUGGUGCUCGUAGACUUUUCCCUGUUGGUGAAGUUUGCAUGAAGCACGAAGGUGAGCCAAAGUCACAGGACUGGAUCAAUGGUUUCCUGGAGCUCAUGGUUGACGAUCAGCCUUUCUUUUUUGAAGAUGAUCCCGCUGCAUUUGAUAGCGACGCGGGAUCCGACGAAGAGGAGGCUCAAGCUGAGGAUGAAAAUGUCGUGGAUGUUGAAGAUAUGGGUGCUAUAAUCAGAGCUUCUAAGAACAAGGAUGCCGCCGUUGCCGAGCCUAAGCAGAUGGUCGCUCAAGACUCUCCAACAUACAAGUCUCUUACAAAGCAAGGCUACACCAUUGUUGGAUCACAUUCAGGUGUAAAGAUCUGCCGGUGGACAAAAAGUGCUAUGCGUGGGCGUGGCUCUUGUUACAAAUUUGCAUUCUACGGUAUCAAGUCACACUUGUGUAUGGAAACCACUCCCUCUUUAGCGUGUUCCAACAAGUGUGUGUUUUGCUGGCGCCACGGUACAAAUCCCGUGGCCAAACUGAACUGGAGAUGGGAAGUGGACCCUCCAGAGAAGGUCCUCGAAGGAGCACUUGAUGGUCAUUACAAGAAAAUUAAGCAAAUGAGAGGUGUUCCGGGCAUCCAAAUUGACAGAUUCCAGGAAGCUUUUAGAGUGAGGCACUGUGCCCUUUCAUUAGUCGGCGAGCCAAUCUUUUAUCCACAUAUCAACGAAUUCGUCGGAAUGCUUCACAGUCGCCACAUUUCUUCGUUCUUGGUCUGUAAUGCCCAGCAUCCUGAACCAUUGGCAAACCUUGCCAAGGUCACUCAAUUGUAUGUGAGUAUUGAUGCACCAACAAAGAAUGAUUUGAAGAAGGUCGACAGACCUCUCAACUCGGAUUUCUGGGAGAGACUUAUGGCAUGCUUGGAUAUUCUCAGAACAACACAGAGUCAUCAGCGUACUGUCUUUAGAUUGACAUUGGUCAAGGGAUUCAAUAUGACUGAGGUAGAGAGCUAUGCUGACAUGGUCGAAAGAGCCAUGCCAUCUCAAAUCGAAGUCAAGGGUGCUACGUUUUGUGGUAGCUCUACCGGCAAUGGUAACCCAUUGACUAUGCAAAAUAUCCCAUUCUUGGAGGAAUGCCGUGACUUUUGUCGUCAGAUCACCGCUGAGUUGCAGAGAAGGGGCCUUCAGUAUGAACUUGCGGCUGAGCACUCCCACUCUUGUUGCAUCUUGAUUGCUCACACAAAGUUCAAAAUUAACAACGUAUGGCACACACAUAUUGACUACCCCAAGUUUUUUGAACUUUUGGAGAGCGGAGCUGACUUCUGCGAUUUGGAUUACAUUCAGAAAACGCCUGACUGGGCUAUUUGGGGCGCCGAAGAAGGAGGCUUUAACCCAGCAGAUACCAGGUAUGACAGGAAGGCAGAGAAACUCAAAAAGAAACAGGCGAGAGAUGAGGCAGCGGCCAAGGCAUUGCAAGCAAAGAAAUCUGAGUCCAUCAAAGCCUCGAGCGAGUUCUCUGAACACACAAGAGAGCUUUUUGUAUCAUAA